AUGCUGGGUCAAGACUGGGUUCUUUGUUCUUGUGAGAAUGUUGAGAUUAUGGAAUCUAUUUUAUGUGAAGGACCUUGGUUUAUUAAAGGUCAUAUAAUGGGCAUUGAAAAAUGGUCACCUUCUUUUUCUACAAACUCCUUGAAAGGUCUUUCGGCUCCGGUUUGGGUUAGACUCCCUAAUCUGCCUUUAUAUUGUUGGGACAACUUAAAUAUUUGUAGGAUUGCUUCUCUAGUUGGAAAGCCGUUUCUACUAGACGGAAACAUGUUCAAAUGGAAUAGAAGAGAAUUUGCAAGGAUUUGUGUUUGUAUCAAUUUAUACGAACAACUUCCUUUGGGAGUAUGGGUGGAAGAUUUUAAAAAUAAUUCAAAUGUUAUUUCUUCUAGAGUGGAUUAUGUUCUUAAAGCUAACGCAGUUCAUGAAGUUGAUGUUGCAAAUGUUGAUCCGGAAGAGCAAGGGUAUGGUCCGUGGAUGCAAGUCAGAUAUGGGAGGAAAAAGAAAUUUCAGAACAAUGCAGUUAAGGUUAAUCAAAAACCUACUGCUCGACCAAUUAUUCUAAAAGAAGUUUGGAAACCUGUCACAGGUUCAGUUCCAGCUGUGGUUCUAAGUCAAAUUCCUAUUCCAGGAGUCCCUGUUCUUGCUGCAGAAGACUUGCUUUUGGUUAAAAAUCUGAAGAAUGAUGACAGAGAUAAAGACCUUGUGAAUGAUGAUUUAGCUAUUGAUAGAAACCUGGAAGAACGAGAGAUUAUAGAGGAUAUGCCUAUCAAUAAAUUGGAUUUAUCUCAAGUUGACAAUGGGAUUCCAACUAGUAAGAAUCUAAAAACUUCUCAACAUAUUAUCUUAAAUAAUAAUAUGUUUGAUAUUCUUAACACAGUAAACGAGGAUGCUAAUAAUGUUGCUUUUACUAUGAAGAAUAAUAUUGAUGGUAAUGUUAUUAUGUCAUCCCUUAAACCGAAGGAUAUGGCUUUAACUGUUAAAAAAAUUAAAGUGGUUAAUAGCUCGGUUAAAAGGAAAUUGGGAAAAGAGAUCAAAACUCUUGGACCAAUUAAACUCUUGACUAGAAAUAGAAGAAUGGAGAUGGAAAAUAAAGACAAGAAGAAUGGGGCUAGUCCCCCUUCUAAUCAAUGA
Messenger RNA from Dendrobium catenatum, 1125 nucleotides. RefSeq lists its product as uncharacterized. The coding region runs from base 1 to 1125 and encodes 374 amino acids. The record is from RefSeq and is a predicted model, not a curated record. NCBI's taxonomy places the organism in Eukaryota, Viridiplantae, Streptophyta, Magnoliopsida, Asparagales, Orchidaceae. The transcript is spliced from 2 exons.